AUGUUCUCUACCCCCGAACGGUGUGACCGGGCAACGUCUGAGUGCGCUACCACCAGACGGCUAAGCGAGAACAUGCGAACUGGGCAAGUUAGUACUGUGUCUAAUAGCUGCCCUGGCGUAACAGGGUCGAGCGAACACAGUGAAGUGGCCCAGCAGUCCUCUUUAGGACUACCUGUAUCCAGCCUCCUUCCCCAUGAUUCCCAAUAUGAGCCUUGCGCUCGAAGGGAUAGGGAAGCGAGGAAAAGGCGGUGGCUCGCUUGCGAGUUACUGCAACUAGACCACCUAGUGAAAAGGUUCCGUCGAAACGACGGGAGAAUACAGUGGGCUCCCCUGGCAGCAGCCUGGGAAUGCUCCAACGACUCUGAGGGCCGCCCUCUCCAGCGCACCGUACCGGCCUUAAAGGCCGCGUACGCGAAGCUGGUGAAGCGGUCGGCGGUGGCUAGAAUACCGCCAACUCAACCUGAAACUGAAGAAGUCCCCGAGCAUGCCGAGGAAGGAGAAAUCCAGACUCGUACGGGGACAAUGGAAAUUGACGGAGUUCCCGAACAAGGGACUAGCAGACCCACGGCUGAAACUGUAGAAACUUCUGAACAGCCUGAUCUCCGAACGCUAGUUUUUCGGAAGUUCAGAAGAUUCCACCACUUAGCGAGAUCCUCGCCCAACAGAGCUCCUAUCAGAAAGCCACUGGGAGAAAUCCCACAGGCGCUGCUAGAAAUAGGUUCUAGGAUCCUGGCACAGCAUGUGCCGGACAUGAACUCCAAAGGUUUCAAGUACCUGACCAGACUGAACGCGGCAGUCUAUGCAAUAGGGAGAGCUAUUGUAGCUGUGGCUGACAGUCUGGAGGAGGGCACGGAAAACCCGAGGAGGGCUCUGAAGGACGCAGAGGAAAUCCGACAUACCCUGAUUGCGACUAUAUCGACUCUUGUGAAUAACCUUGCGGAGCGAAAAAGACGCGUCAGACGGAAGCAACCCUGGUACCCUACCAGGGCCUUCCUGAGCUUGGUACGCAUCUAUAAACUCCGUAAGAGGUGCGAUACCUAUGCCCUCGUAAGAGAGCUUAAGGAUCGCCUUAGGCAUACCCAGUCGGACAUCCAAGUGCUGAAAAACGCUCUGCGACGGCGGAAGAUCCGACGCGGAGGGUACCCGGCUGUAAUCCGAUCGAGCUCCAAUCCCACUGUGGAAAUACCAGCAGAAGCGGUUCGCGACUACUGGGAAAACAUAGUGGGCAGGAGGAAACCCUUUGAAGUAAGCUAUGAGCUGAAACAAUGGGCUCGUGGCGGGAUGUGUUCCGCGCCGUCAAGCCCUGGAAGGCUGCAGGCCCUGAUGGCAUUCCCGGUUUCUUCUGGAAGCAUCUUCCUGCAGCAAGGGAUGGCUUGA
Molecule: messenger RNA, 1377 nt
Organism: Cylicocyclus nassatus
Lineage: Eukaryota; Metazoa; Nematoda; Chromadorea; Rhabditida; Strongylidae
Source: the annotation of a GenBank genome assembly